CCAUCACAUAACACACAUCACAGCUUCAACAUGGAAACAGCGAUCACUUAUAGAGGAGCACUGUCUCUGCUGCUGAUUCUCCAUUCAGCCAGAGCAUUCGACCUGAAUUUCUGUGCCGGCAAGCCCAACGCGACAAUGGUGGAUCCAGAGAGCAGUGACAGCUACUACCGUUGUGACAAUGGGGUCACCUACCACUACCAGUGCAGCACUGGGCUAGUGUUCAACCCCCUCCUCUCCAACUGCGACUUCCCAUCCAAUGCCCCCAUUCCCAAUUUCUGCGUCAACUUGGUGGACGGCCUUUACCCGGAGCCCAGCAACCCCUCCACCUUCUACCAGUGCUUCAGGGGGGUUGCGUACUACCGGAGUUGCAGCUCCCCUCUUCUAUUCAACAGCACAACCUGGCUUUGUGACUUCCCAAUCGAGAUUCCAUUCCUGCCUAUCUACCCUCCAAAACUGACAGAAGAAUCAAACUUCUGUGAAGAGAAGUCCAACGGUUUCUAUAGCGACUCACAGAAUGUUGGUGCUUUCUACCACUGCCAAGAACACAACACUACUCACUUCCUCUGUCCCUCAAUCCUCUUCUACAACCCAAUGAUCACCAACUGCGAUUUUCCUUUCGCUGUCCCUGAACCGGAUUGCUGUGCCCAGUUGGACAAUGGUCUUUAUCCAGAAAGCAGCAAUCCAGAUGCCUUCUACCAGUGUAUCGACCACACUACUUACUAUUACACAUGCCCCUUUCCUCUUCUUUUUAAUAGAGAGUCGUUAAUGUGUGAUUUUAACAGAGUCGUUCCUCCCGCUACCCCCAGCUCUACACCUGCAUUACUUGAAACCUUCAAUGCACCCGCAUUACCCAAAACCACCACUACCCCCAAAUUAUACAACUCAAACUUCUGCGUCAACAAACCCAGCUUGCUUUACGCGGAUCCUGAAGAUCGGACAGGUUUCUACAGAUGUGAAAACGAAGUCACCUUCUACUUCACCUGCCAUGAGGGCAUGGUCUUCGAUCAAAAGGUCCUGAACUGUGUGGUUCCUCCCACUCCCUCCAGCCCUACACCCACAUUAUCUGAAACCACCAAUACCCCCAAAUUAUACAACUCAAACUUCUGCGUCAACAAACCCAGCUUGCUCUAUGCGGAUCCUGAAGAUCGGACAGGUUUCUACAGAUGUGAAAACGAAGUCACCUUCUACUUCACCUGCCAUGAGGGCAUGGUCUUCGAUCAAAAGGUCCUGAACUGUGUGGUUCCUCCCGCUCCCUCCAGCCCUACACCCACAUUAUCUGAAACCACCAAUACCCCCAAAUUAUUCAACUCAAACUUCUGCGUCAACAAACCCAGCUUGCUCUACGCGGAUCCUGAAGAUCAGACGGGUUUCUACAGAUGUGAAAACGAAGUCACCUUCUACUUCACCUGCCAUGAGGGAAUGGUCUUCGAUCAAAAGGUCCUGAACUGUGUUGUUCCUCAUCCUGCCCCCAGCCCUACACCCACAUUAUCCAAAACCACCAAUACCCCCAAAUUAUACAACUCAAACUUCUGCGUCAACAAACCCAGCUUGCUCUACGCGGAUCCUGAAGAUCUGACAGGUUUCUACAGAUGUGAAAACAAACUCACCUUCUACUUCACAUGCCAUGAGGGCAUGGUCUUCGAUCAAAAGGUCCUGAACUGUGUGGUUCCUCCCGCUGCCCCCAGCCCAGGCUUUUGCAUCUUGAAACCCAACGGUAUCUACAGAGACCCCGGCAACAUAGCAGGUUUCUACGUGUGCGUCAAGAGCCGUCCUUUCUACAAGACCUGCCCCACACCUCUGGUGUUCAACCCUGAGAUCUUAAUCUGUGACAACCUCUCUGACACUGCGGACACACGUAAUUAAGGUCAAUGGUACCUGAUGCACCUGCAUUACCUGAAACCACCACUGCACCUGCGUUACACAAAACCACCACUGCACCUGUAUCACCUCUGGCUAGACCCACUGUGGAAUCAACCGGCUCUACAGAAAAACAGUGUAAACUUCUAGGCUCAUGUAUAGCCAGUAAAUAGUUCUGUCAUGAUUGAUGAUUUAAUCAGUUUCUUAAAACAGGCAUGAUAUUUUAAACCCGAAUGUCUUAUUUACUUAUCUAAAAAAUACUGAGCACAUUUUGGGUACCGUUAAUGCUUCGUAUUUUUCUUUUCUUUUCAUCUUUUCUUUUUGUAGAGGGGGAUUUAGUUUUAUUAUCACAAAACUAUAUUCAAUUAAUAGCAUAUUGGAUUGAAUGAUAUGUCUACAUUUAAUAUGAAUAGUAUAUAUCUUAAGGGUUCUCUGUUGUGGGCUUCUUACACAAAGAACGAUAUCUGGGGUUAGAGGAUUGCACCAUUUUGAAAUGUAUUUGCACUGUUGGGUUUUAUAUGCAAAGCUGUAUAUGUACUUUUUGUUAAAAUACAGUUUUCAUAUUAA
Molecule: messenger RNA, 2424 nt
Organism: Acipenser ruthenus (sterlet)
Lineage: Eukaryota; Metazoa; Chordata; Actinopteri; Acipenseriformes; Acipenseridae
Exons: 3
Coding region: 31-1863 (610 amino acids)
Cellular component (GO): extracellular region
Molecular function (GO): chitin binding
Source: RefSeq, a predicted model, not a curated record